Molecule: messenger RNA, 1865 nt
Organism: Suillus subaureus
Lineage: Eukaryota; Fungi; Basidiomycota; Agaricomycetes; Boletales; Suillaceae
Exons: 3
Coding region: 134-1477 (447 amino acids)
Source: RefSeq, a predicted model, not a curated record
UGUUUUCGUGAAAGUGGACCCGCGGUAGUCGGUUUGAAACGUCGUAGUUGAUCACUUCUUUCUUUCUAACCACCACCAUCUUAUCUCUUGCAUAACUCAUAUUUUCCAUCUUGAUUGAUUUUGAUCUCGAAACAUGUCAAGCUAUCAGAUACUUGACUCAUCGCCCAUACGCAUUCCUUCUAUUCACGAUACAGAAGUUCAUUCACGACCCUUAAAACGCUCUGCAUCUCUGGCAUCGCUUCCUACCCCUCCCAGAACACAUCACAAGCGAUCUCGUGCAAAAGCAGUCCCAGCGACCUCUGGACACGCGUCAGAGGACAGUGGCAGCGCGUCAGAACUCGAGGACGACCUUGGUGGAAGCUACGUUUCUCGCAUCGCUGAAAGGCACACCAAAAGGGAAAAGGAGGGGCAUGCGCUCAUGGGGAGCAAAAGGCGCCGAACCACGGACGUCCUUCCUGCGCAUGACGAAGAAGAUGAUGAGAACUCGUUCUGGACUGGUCGUAGUGGUGGCGCAGCGUCUCACGGGCGUAAAAAAUCAUCUGCAGUGGAGGAUACGGAAGAGGACAAGUCACCUUCGCCUGCUCUGUUGAAGUAUCGUGUCCGUGAGCCCGUUUCGCCACCUCCCUCCCGCAGAGCACCCCAAGUCCAACCUCGUGCAUCAUCAGUGCAGCGCUCGCGUUCACCCCCGCCUGCACUUUUUCUACCGAAGCCACCCGUAACACCUCCCCGCAGGCUCUUCCUUCGUGCGCUACCAUCCCCCUCGAAUUCCAAAGCUAAGAAAAUAUGGCCUACUCGGGACUCUCCUGAUAACCCUUUCCUCGCUGGCGAGGGCGAAGCAAGCGUAUCCAAGGCAAGCGGCUGGGAGAGCAGCGAUGAUGAACUACCCGUCGGAGAAGCACCCGAGCGUGAAAGCACGCCAACUCCAGCGUCAGCGUUUGAAGAGAAGCCAACCAUAACAUAUGUCUUCCGGGGCCAAAAAGCGACCUUCCAUAACCCCCAAUAUCAUCUUGCCCCUGAAGUUCUGGAGGCGUCUAAACUGCCGAUCGAUCAUCCAGACUUUGAAGUGGCUGAGGCAUGUGCCCCCCGCCGGCUCUUCGCCGACAAGCUUAAGCGCAAACCUCGUGACCGCAGCCAAGACGUUCCUCCGAACGGCUCCCUUGGUGUCAAACGUGCAAAGAUUGCAUAUUCAGAUGCCAGCGCAUCCGAGGGCGAGAAAAGUACUGCGAGCACCGGUUCCCGCAAGAAUAUAUUCAUCGCAGAUGACACAGAACGGGAACCUGUAUUUUCCAAGCCUCAUGGCUCUGAUAAAGGUGCUGAGCGUCUUGAGCUCCUGCAGCAUGCUCGGGAGGAACGUGAAUGCAGGGAGAAAGACAGCAAGCAGCGCCUGGCUUCGAAGGAAGGCCUGCGCGCUGGGGCGUUUGUUGUGGAGAGGGACAAUCCUGUUCGGCGGGCAAUGGGCCCUGCGCGUCAUUCAUAAGUUGCCGGCGACAUCGACGAUCUUCAUAUCCUUCUUGAUUUAUUUUCUUGUAUGUGCGAUACCUCUUUUCCUACUGUUAUGUUUCCUGCGAUGUCCCAUGCUCUCACACCCCUGCGACACCCUUCUAAUCUCAACUCCAUUGAUAUGUUUUUAUUAUAGUACGUAUCACUCACCCAUCAGAUCCGUUAUCCGUUCGUUUAAAUUGACCGCAUCCACCAAUCAGUCGCUGCAUUGACAUGCUAUCCCUACAUAACUCUACUAGGCACAAGUUAGUUGUUCGGAGCUCUUGCGUCGAGUACAUUUACCUACAUACAUCUCGAAUCCAAUGUUUAUGUCUAGUUAAAUAAAUCAUGGCUAUCGAGUACACAGUUGGCUGAGCUCAUUUGAA